AAAGGAAUUUCUGUAUUUGAAGCGAAUUCCGCCUUUGGGACAGGUACUCCCCGCCCCAGUUACAGCACGUCAUGUAUGAAGGCAAAAAGACGAAAAACAUGUUUUUAACCCGAGCUUUGGAAAAGAUCUUAGCCGACAAGGAGGUUAAAAAGGCUCAUCACUCUCAAUUGCGCAAAGCCUGUGAGGUCGCAUUAGAGGAAAUCAAAGAAGAAACUGAGAAAUUAAGUCCACCUGCUGGAGACAACAAAUCAGGUUCAAGUACUCUGCCACCAAUCAAAUCCAAGACCAACUUCAUUGAAGCAGAUAAGUACUUCUUGCCGUUUGAGUUGGCCUGUCAGUCCAAAUGUCCUCGCAUCGUCAUCACAUCCCUAGACUGUUUACAGAAAUUAAUCGCAUAUGGCCACCUGACUGGGAGUGCACCAGACAGCACCGCUCCAGGAAAGAAGUUAAUCGACAGGAUAAUCGAGACCAUAUGUGGCUGUUUCCAAGGCCCGCAGACCGACGAGGGAGUUCAGCUGCAGAUUAUAAAGGCCUUGCUCACAGCUGUCACGUCCCAGCACAUAGAGAUUCACGAAGGCACUGUGCUACAGGCUGUAAGAACAUGUUACAACAUCUACUUGGCCAGCAAGAACCUCAUUAACCAGACCACUGCCAAGGCCACCCUUACCCAGAUGCUCAACGUCAUCUUUGCUCGCAUGGAAAACCAGGCACUCCAGGAGGCGAAGCAGAUGGAGAGGGAGAGACACAGGCAGCAUUCUCCGGUCAGCCAGCAAGAGCCAGAGUCUCCUCAGCUGCAGCAGCACGCGGACCCGCCGGCCAAGACCCCGCCGCAGGAGGCCAACGGCAGGCCCGAGCACCAAGGCAGCAAGCCCGAGCAGGGCUCCCCGCCCUACGAGAGCCCCGAACCGGAGAACGGCUCCGACUUCAGCCCCGCCGAGAAUGAACAAACCGAAGCGGAUCAGGCCACCGCUGCAGCCCAAAGUAAACCUCACAGUACAGCUGAGGAGGAGGUUCCUAACUAUGAGGAGAAGGCUCAGGAGAUCGUCCAGAGCAUACUGCAAGAAGUGGUGAACACCGUUGCAGGAGAUGCCAAGGAGGGUUCGGGUGAGGCCGAGCCCCCGGAGAGCACUCCUAACUCCCUGGAGGAGGAGGGAGGCCUGGGUAGCGACAGCGAGAACGUCCACGCCAACGGCAUCCCCGGAACGCCCAUCUCGGCGAGCUUCACUCCGUCCCUGCCUGACGACAGGCUGUCCGUCUCGUCCAACGACACUCAGGAAUCUGGAGCACCUACUGGCCCUGCCCCCGGUGCAAAGUUCUCCCACAUUCUCCAGAAGGAUGCCUUUUUAGUGUUCCGUUCCCUCUGCAAGCUGUCGAUGAAGCCCCUCUCUGACGGCCCUCCAGAUCCUAAAUCCCACGAGCUCCGGUCCAAGGUGCUGUCCUUGCAGUUGCUCCUGUCCAUCCUGCAGAACGCCGGGCCUAUCUUCAAGACCAACGAGAUGUUUAUCAACGCCAUCAAACAGUACCUGUGCGUCGCUCUGUCCAAAAACGGGGUGUCCUCCGUCCCCGAGGUCUUCGAGCUCUCGCUCUCCAUCUUCCUCACCCUGCUGUCCAACUUUAAAACCCAUCUCAAGAUGCAAAUCGAGGUGUUUUUUAAGGAGAUUUUUCUGUACAUUCUAGAGACGUCCACGAGUUCAUACGACCAUAAAUGGAUGGUCAUUCAGACUCUCACCAGAAUAUGUGCCGAUGCCCAGUGUGUGGUGGACAUUUACGUGAAUUAUGAUUGUGACUUGAAUGCUGCUAAUAUAUUUGAAAGACUGGUGAAUGACCUUUCCAAAAUUGCACAAGGAAGAGGAGGACACGAGCUGGGUACAACUCCAGUUCAGGAUCUGACGCUGAGAAAGAAAGGUCUGGAAUGUCUGGUGUCCAUUCUCAAGUGCAUGGUCGAAUGGAGCAAGGAUCAAUAUGUCAACCCAAACUCUCAGACCAGCCUCGGGCAAGAAAAGCCUUCAGAGCAGGAGCCGACUGAGACCAAACAUCCAGAGACCAUUAACCGCUAUGGAAGCAUCAACUCCUUGGACUCCACGGCUUCCUCAGGCAUCGGCAGCUACAGCACACAGAUGUCGGGCACAGAUAACCCCGAGCAGUUUGAAGUCCUCAAGCAGCAGAAAGAGAUCAUAGAGCAAGGCAUUGACCUGUUCAACAAGAAACCAAAGAGGGGUAUUCAGUACCUGCAGGAGCAAGGCAUGUUGGGAACUACCCCCGAGGACAUUGCUCAGUUCUUGCACCAGGAGGAGCGGCUUGAUUCUACUCAGGUAGGAGAGUUCCUGGGGGACAACGACCGUUUAAACAAAGAAGUCAUGUACGCCUACGUGGACCAAAUGGACUUCCAGGGCAAAGACUUUGUGUCCGCGUUACGAAUGUUCUUGGAGGGCUUCCGUCUCCCCGGGGAGGCUCAGAAAAUCGACCGGCUGAUGGAGAAAUUCGCUGCUAGAUAUUUAGAAUGCAACCAAGGGCAAACGCUGUUUGCGAGCGCAGACACGGCCUACGUCCUCGCCUAUUCCAUCAUCAUGCUCACGACAGACCUUCAUAGUCCGCAGGUGAAGAACAAAAUGACUAAAGAGCAGUAUAUCAAAAUGAACAGGGGGAUUAAUGACAGCAAAGACUUGCCUGAGGAGUACCUGUCUGCCAUCUACGACGAGAUCGCCGGGAAGAAAAUAUCCAUGAAAGAGACGAAGGAAUUAACUCUCAAGUCAAGUAAACAGAGUGUAGCCAGCGAGAAGCAGAGACGGUUGCUGUAUAACGUGGAGAUGGAGCAGAUGGCGAAGACGGCCAAGGCUCUGAUGGAAGCAGUGAGCCAUGUUCAGGCCCCCUUCACCAGCGCCACACAUUUGGAACAUGUCAGGCCUAUGUUUAAGCUGGCGUGGACGCCCUUUUUGGCAGCGUUCAGUGUUGGGCUGCAGGACUGCGAUGACACCGAGGUGGCAUCUCUCUGUCUGGAGGGGAUCCGAUGUGCCAUCAGGAUAGCCUGCAUCUUCACCAUUCAGCUGGAGCGUGAUGCCUACGUUCAGGCCUUGGCCCGUUUCACUCUGCUGACGGCCAGCUCCGGCAUCACAGAGAUGAAGCAGAAAAACAUCGACACAAUCAAAACGCUCAUCACCGUAGCGCACACUGACGGGAACUAUCUGGGCAACUCGUGGCAUGAGAUCCUGAAGUGUAUCAGUCAGCUGGAACUGGCCCAGCUUAUUGGUACGGGAGUGAAGGCGCGUUACAUCUCUGGAACGGUGCGGGGGAAAGAGGGCUUCAUCACCAGCACUAAAGAACAAAGUUCUGACGAAUAUCUGGGCCUGGUUGGAGGGAACGUGGAUCGUAAGCAGAUUGCCAGCAUACAAGAGUCUAUCGGAGAGACCAGCUCUCAGAGCGUGGUGGUCGCUGUAGACAGGAUAUUCACAGGUUCCACCAGAUUGGACGGUAAUGCUAUCGUUGACUUUGUGCGCUGGCUGUGCGCUGUGUCCAUGGAUGAGCUUGCCUCUCCCACACACCCUCGCAUGUUCAGCCUGCAGAAGAUAGUGGAGAUUUCCUAUUACAACAUGGGCCGCAUCAGGCUGCAAUGGUCCAGGAUAUGGGAAGUCAUCGGAGACCAUUUCAACAAGGUCGGCUGUAAUCCCAACGAAGACGUGGCUAUUUUCGCCGUGGACUCGCUACGACAGCUCUCCAUGAAAUUCUUAGAGAAAGGAGAACUGGCCAAUUUCCGAUUCCAAAAGGAUUUUCUCCGGCCUUUCGAACACAUCAUGAAAAAGAACAGGUCUCCUACCAUCAGAGACAUGGUGGUACGCUGCAUCGCUCAGAUGGUGAACUCACAGGCCGGGAACAUCCGCUCCGGAUGGAAAAACAUAUUCUCCGUCUUUCACCUGGCCGCCUCCGACCAGGACGAGAGCAUUGUCGAACUUGCCUUCCAGACCACUGGACAUAUCGUCACUGACGUGUUUGAGAAGCACUUUCCUGCCACCAUUGACUCCUUCCAGGACGCAGUGAAAUGUCUGUCUGAAUUUGCGUGUAACGCCUCCUUCCCUGACACCAGUAUGGAGGCCAUCCGACUGAUCCGCCACUGUGCCAAAUACGUGUCUGACAGGCCCCAGGCUUUCAAAGAUUACACAAGUGAUGACAUGAAUGUAGCACCUGAGGACCGCGUGUGGGUCCGUGGUUGGUUCCCCAUUCUCUUUGAGCUCUCCUGCAUUAUCAACAGGUGCAAGCUGGACGUGAGAACCAGAGGCCUGACCGUGAUGUUUGAGGUGAUGAAAACAUACGGACACACGUACGAGAAACACUGGUGGCAAGACCUGUUCCAAAUCGUUUUCCGAAUAUUCGACAACAUGAAGCUACCCGAGCAGCAAACUGAGAAAGCGGAGUGGAUGACCACUACAUGUAACCACGCACUUUAUGCCAUCUGUGACGUCUUCACACAGUACUUUGAGGCCCUGAGUGAUGUUCUUCUGGACGACAUCCUCUCUCAGCUCUACUGGUGUGUCCAGCAAGAUAAUGAGCAGUUGGCGAGAUCGGGCACUAACUGUUUGGAAAACGUGGUGAUACUGAAUGGAGAGAAGUUUACACCUGAGACCUGGGACAAGACCUGUAACUGUAUGCUGGACAUCUUUAAAACUACCAUCCCACACGCGCUCCUCACAUGGAGACCAGCAGGUACAGAGGGGGAUCAUACGGCACAGCUGGAGUCAGACAAACAGCUGGACUCCAUUUCCCAGAAAUCAGUAGACAUUCAGAGUCGUUCUGAGGACCAGCAGUCCGUGAGCAGUGCAGAAAAGUCAUCCGGUGAAACCCGUCGGCAAAGUCAGUUCAGCGUCGCCUCGGGCACGUAUGAGGACGGCUCCAGAGGCAGGACCCCAGCCAAGAUACAGGAGCAGAGGUUGUUUGCUGCUCUCCUCAUUAAGUGUGUAGUUCAGCUGGAACUCAUCCAAACCAUAGACAACAUCGUCUUCUUCCCAGCCACGAGCAAGAAGGAGGACGCUGAGAACUUUGCAGCUGCUCAGAGAGACGCUCUGGACGCUGACGUCCACGUGGAAACGCAGGAUCAGGGAAUGUAUCGCUUCCUGACCUCUGAGCAGCUCUUCAAACUGCUGGACUGCCUGCUGGAGUCCCACCGCUUCGCCAAGGCCUUCAACUCCAACAACGAGCAGAGGACCGCCCUCUGGAAGGCCGGUUUCAAAGGGAAGUCCAAGCCCAAUUUACUGAAACAGGAGACCAGCAGCCUCGCCUGCGGCCUGCGCAUCCUGUUCCGCAUGUACACGGACCCCAGCCGACAAGACGCGUGGGAGGAGGUCCAGAGACGACUGCUCAAUGUGUGCAGUGAUGCAGUUGCCUACUUCCUCACUCUGACAUCUGAGAGCCACAGAGAGGCCUGGACCAACCUGCUUCUCCUCUUCCUCACCAAAGUGCUGAAGAUCAGUGAUGACAGGUUUAAGGCACACGCAUCCAGAUAUUACCCUCUGCUGUGCGAGAUCAUGCAGUUCGACCUGAUCCCGGAGCUGAGGGCCGUGCUGCGCAAGUUCUUCCUGCGCAUCGGCAUGGUUUUCCAAAUCGCCCAGGCGCUGGAGCCGGAAGCACAGCCGGAGGAGAGGGAGCCAGAGCAAACCCCCAGCAAGUGCACCUCUCAGGAGGCCUGAGACAAAGAAAACGACAGUGCCUCCAAACUCACGACCUCCAGACAAGGGGGAAAUGAAA
Chanos chanos (milkfish) is the source of this 5733-nucleotide messenger RNA. RefSeq names its product ADP-ribosylation factor guanine nucleotide-exchange factor 1 (brefeldin A-inhibited) (gene arfgef1). Bases 72 to 5675 code for a protein of 1867 amino acids. Gene Ontology annotation, biological process: regulation of ARF protein signal transduction. The transcript has 39 exons. Gene Ontology annotation, molecular function: guanyl-nucleotide exchange factor activity. NCBI's taxonomy places the organism in Eukaryota, Metazoa, Chordata, Actinopteri, Gonorynchiformes, Chanidae. The record is from RefSeq and is a predicted model, not a curated record.